AUGUCCCAUAACGCCGACUCUUCUACUGGCCCCAACGAACGUCGGCGCAACUCAGUACACUUCGAGGGAAUACCGGACUCUACCGACGGUGCUAGCAUCAGCACCGCUAGCAUUCUCACCGCCUCACGCACUCCUCUUGAGACUCCCGUCAACGGAUAUAACCCUUUCGCCUCGCAGCACGCUCUUGCAGCACCCGCCCCCGUCGCAUUUCCCGAGAGCAUCUCGCCAAGGCGUCCUCCUGGUAAUCUUGCGACCUCCCAAGACCGCUCAGACCCGCCUACAGAUUUCGCCAAUGGACAUCAAGAUCGAGGCUCGGCAGAGGCUUCCGGCUCUGGCCAGCGUGGUUCCGAUUCUACACUGGUGGUCGAUACGAUCAACGAGAAGAAGUCCCUUUUCGGUGACAAAGACCACCCUUUCGACACGCUUCCCAACCCGCACCGCGAGUCCCCGUUCCAAAAGACAUAUGGCGCACCGCACGGUCCCGAGGAUGAACAAGGCAGUGACGGUCAACCCCUCCUUCACCCGAUUGAGGACCCGAUGCUUCGUCAACGCCAGCAUCGCGGCUUACAGAGCGAGAAGACUAAGCUCUGGAACGUCGAACGUGGUGCCGAUCUUGAAGAGUUGGAGGAUGGACGGUUCGGUAGUGAUGAGACGCGCGUGACGCUUCCAGCGUACAGCAGGCGGUCUUCUGUCGACUCUGCCGGCUCUCUGGGGUACGAUGAUGACGACCCUCGAGUAACUGGUAUCAGGCGCGAGCAGCUUGAUGACCAGGUCGAGCGUGAGGCAUUCACGCGCCGUAGUAUGGUGUUGAAGAACAUGUCCUAUCGUGAACGCAAGAAGGAAGCGGCAAAAAUGGUCAUCCAAUACAAUGUGACUUCGAUCAUCAACCGACGGAAGUUUAUCAUCAAGUUAGCUCGGGCGCUCAUGACAUUCUCCGCCCCGUCUCAUCGCAUUGAAAUGCAGCUCUCGUCUGCCGCGCGAGUGCUCGAACUUGAGGCAGAGUUUGUGCACUUACCGUCAAUUAUUCUCGUCUCCUUCGGCGAUCCAGAGUACAAGACAUCCGAGACGCAUUUCGUGAAAUGCAGCGGCGCUCUCUCUCUGGGCUCUUUACACGACGUUCACCAGAUCUAUCGGAAGGUCGUGCACGACGAGGUCUCUGCCAAAGAAGCGGCGAAGAUGUUACAGAAGAUCCUUGAUACCCCGCCUAUCUAUGGUCGUUGGAUACGAUCUGCUUUAGCAUUCUUACUGUCUGCUCUAAUCUGCCCGCUUGCGUUUGGCGGUUCAUUCGUCGAUAUGUGGCUUGCCGGCACUGGCGCAGUCUUGCUGUCGUUCUUGCAGAGUACUGUGGCUACGAAGAGUCUGUACGAGAACGUGUUCGAGAUCACUGUUGCCAUGUUGAUAUCAUUUGCCGCCCGUGGUCUAUCCAGCAUCUCGUCGCAGCUCUUCUGCUAUACGGCCGUCUCGUCGGCGGCCAUCAUUGGCAUACUUCCCGGCUACCUCAUUCUCAGUAGCUCACUUGAGAUGGCUUCGAAGAACAUCUUGACAGGCUCCGUCAAGAUGGUCUACGCCCUCAUCUACACGCUCUUCCUGGGCUUCGGCUUGCAGAUCGGUUCGGACAUCUUCCUUCUCUUCGAUCCCAAAGCGCGCGAGUUCCUCAAGUCGUUCUCAACGAGCGGCGCCAGCAUCAUCUACUCCGGGCAAUUCAUCGCGGACAACGGUACUGUCGGCUCAGCGACCAUCCCACUCAACGGAACAUUCACCUUCCAGAAUGACGCCGCCCCUGGUCUGAAGGACCUGAUCGAGGGCUGCUACCGCCCGGAGUACUUCCCCUGGUACAAGCAACCCUUCCCGUUUUACUCUUCCUUCAUCAUCGUGCCACUCUUCUCCAUUGGCACAAGCCUAGGUAAUCUGCAGCCAUGGAAGUCUCGCGACCUUAUCGUCAUGGUCGUCAUCUCCUGCGCGUCAUACACUGCCAACAAGGCUGCGAACCACUAUAUCUUUGGUCGUUCAGACGUCGUGAGCGCUAUCGGCGCGUUCGUAUGUGGCAUGCUGGGAAAUAUGUACUCGCGGCGAUUCGGUGGUACUGGUUUCCAAGUCAUGGUCACCGGCGUGCUCUUCCUCGUGCCGUCCGGCCUUUCACAAGCGGGCGGUAUCACGGCCAAUGGAAACGGUAUCGAGAUUGGCGCUGCUAUGAUUGCGGUCACCAUCGGUAUCACUGUCGGGUUGUUCAUGAGCCAGGCAUUGGUGUACGCUUUUGGCUCGAGGAAGAAGGGUGCCAUAUUCUCGUUCUGA
Messenger RNA from Peniophora sp. CBMAI 1063, 2292 nucleotides. The record is from the annotation of a GenBank genome assembly. NCBI's taxonomy places the organism in Eukaryota, Fungi, Basidiomycota, Agaricomycetes, Russulales, Peniophoraceae.